Molecule: messenger RNA, 1145 nt
Organism: Corticium candelabrum
Lineage: Eukaryota; Metazoa; Porifera; Homoscleromorpha; Homosclerophorida; Plakinidae
Product: stathmin-2-B-like
Exons: 3
Coding region: 39-986 (315 amino acids)
Biological process (GO): neuron projection development; microtubule depolymerization; regulation of microtubule polymerization or depolymerization
Cellular component (GO): neuron projection; cytoplasm
Molecular function (GO): tubulin binding
Source: RefSeq, a predicted model, not a curated record
AGUCUAGUUGCUAGGGACCCAGUUGCAAUUGCACGACGAUGGGCUGCGGGUCGUCCAGAGCGACGGGAACAAUCACCGUCAAACCGCGACAAUUAGACAACAUUUCAUCGACUAAAGACGUCAGAGUGCCAGCAGGAGAGCUGACAGCGGAGGUCAAACGUUCCGCAUCACAGACGUCACUCAGUAGCUUGAGUCGCAGCAUGAAAUCGCUCAAAGCGAGAAAAGAGAGAGAGCGGCGAGAAAUUCAAACAGAGGCGACGGAUUCUGCUUCCUCGUUGGAAAGUCAGUUCAGCGUUGAUGCGAAAAUGAAUGAACGCGCCUCUGCCAGGUCGUCGAAGACGGUCGACAGCGGUUUGGGUGACGACUACGGUCAUGUUAUCACGGAACACUCCGAUGUGAAACAAAAACAGGUUGUUGAGAGCGAGAAAAGGCCGUCGACGCCAGAGUUGUGCGUGAGUGGGGUCGGAAUUGCGAGGAAAGACAGCGCCAAACAGCGUCAUUUGCUGUCUUUGAGUAAUUAUGAUGUGCGACACAUGAGUGUUGUGGAGCGUCCGGCGUCGAGGAGUGGCCGAGCGUUUGACAUUACGUUUGGUGGAGAGAAUGCCGAGAGGAAGAGAAUGCCGGCUAAAUUGGCUCGUCUAGAGAGGAAGAAAAAAGGCAGAAACGAGUUGACUAGGGAAGAGUUGGAAGAAAAGUUGAGAAAGGCGGAAGAAAGGAGACAGGAAUGUGAGCGUCGAUUGGUAGAAAAAAUGUCAAAUCAAAACAACAAAGACAGACACCUGCAGAACGCCUUGAAAACGUUUGCCGACUCACAGACGAGCGAUCUCAAACAGAAUCUCGACGAGACGAUGGAAAAACGCCAGAGCAACAGAGAGGCCUAUCUCAAAAAUCUCAGAGACAAGCUGCGCGAGAAGGAAAACCAUGCCAAAGUUGUGAGAGAAAACAAACAAAAUUUAUCGUCCGUAGGAGACAUAACUGAUCAUUGACUGUCGCCCGAGUCGGUCGGCUGUAAAUGUAGUGCAGUCUGGCAUAUCAAAUGUUAUGUUUAUAUAUUUGGCAUUUGCAGUAUCUACGUUUUAGACACAGUAUUUUAUGUAUUUUUACUUCAUGAGUGUAAUUUGUAAUGCAGGAAUGUCUAAACUGUA